Molecule: messenger RNA, 684 nt
Organism: Homarus americanus (American lobster)
Lineage: Eukaryota; Metazoa; Arthropoda; Malacostraca; Decapoda; Nephropidae
Exons: 3
Coding region: 1-684 (227 amino acids)
Source: RefSeq, a predicted model, not a curated record
AUGACACGCAGUGGGUCAAAAUUUCAUGACGACAGAAGCUCCCAGAGAAUGAAACGAGACGAAACUGAUGUCAAUAAGUUUGAAAAGCAAAUCCAACGGUUCAAUCCAUUCAACCGUCAAGGAGAUGAACUUGUAUGCAUUUCCGCCAACAAUGUUGCUCGUGAUGACAUCACACAGGAUCUAUUGACAUCUCCAAAACGUGGUACAGAACUGCUAAAUGUCUUCGUAGAAAACCGUUUGCUUCCAGUUACCAAGUAUCGCACGAACAAAAAGGAAACGAGAAAUGAAAUAACCUCUACUGAGAUGGGAAAUACAGUACGCUCUAACGAUAAAGGAAGUACAGACCGUGUCUCCACAGCUUCGACCUUUGCUGGAGGCGAGGUGACGUGUGAGUGUGGCGAGGCGUCGUCGGCAGGUAGCGUAGCGACGUCGUUAGGUGGCGAGGAGACUGGCGCUGGUGGCAAGGAGACUGGCGCUGGAGGCGAGGAGACUGGCGCUGGUGGCGAGGAGACUGGCGCUGAUGGCGAGGAGAAUGGCACUGGUGGCGAGGAAACCUGCGCUGGUGGCGAGGAGAGUUUUAGAGGUUCCGGAUCGUUAGGGUCACCAACUCCGGGAAUAUUACCAAUGAGGGCACAAGCGAAUCUAGUGGGCGCUCUUACCACAUUAGACCAACCAAUGAAAUAA